CAUCAUUCUCUUUUAAGCUGUAGCUAUUAUAGGAAAAUGAGUUCUUUUUCAUAUCUAGUGAUACUAUUAGCGCUGACAAUCAAUGUCAGCCUCCUCAUCCAAACCACUCAUGGUUUCUCUAUUCAUGAAGCCACUAUCAAAGACAUCCAACAAGCUUUCGAAAACAAAACUUUAACCACUAGGAAACUAGUUGAGUUUUACAUCCAGCAAAUCCAAGCCCUCAAUCCACUUCUUAAAGCCGUGAUCGAGGUUAACCCUGACAUAUUGGAUCUGGCUGACCAAGCUGACAAAGAAAGAAGUUACAAGAAUGGGCCUUUCAGUGGGAUGCAUGGGAUUCCAAUCCUUAUCAAGGAUAAUAUUGCAACAAAAGAUAAACUAAACACUUCUGGCGGGUCUUACGCUCUCGUAGGGUCUGUUGUACCACGUGAUGCAGAUGUAAUUGCUAAGUUGAGAAAGUCGGGAGCGUUGAUCAUGGGGAAGGCCAGUAUGAGCGAGUGGGGAGCUGUCCGUGGUACUAAAGUUCCCGCUGGAUGGUGUGCAGUAAGCGGACAGGGAAGGAACCCAUACUAUCUAAGUGGGGGUACAUGUGGUUCAAGUAGUGGCUCUGCUAUUGCUGUGGCCGCAUAUUUGAUAAUAGUUGCUUUGGGAACGGAAACAGAUGGCUCAUGCCUCUGCCCAUGCAGUUUUCACUCAAUUUGCGCAAUCAAGCCUACGGUAGGACUAUGCAGUCAGUACGGUGUUAUCCCAAUUGCGCCAACAUUUGACACAGUUGGACCUAUUGGUAAAACUGUAACGGAUGCGGUAUACGUACUGGAUGAAAUUGUUGGUCAUGCUGACUUCAACAUUGAAGCAACAACCACCGUGAAAGACUUCAUACCGGAAGGUGGUUACAAGCAAUUUCUUAAAAAAGAUGGCCUCGUUGGAAAAAGAAUCGGUGUAGUCCGAAAUCCCUUCUACACUUAUCCUGUAGGUUCAGCACUUCAAAAACUCUUCGAAGCCCACAUCGAGACACUCAAGCAAGCAGGUGCAGUUAUAGUGGACAAAUUGGCAAUCACCAACAUAAACACUAUUCUCAAUCCCGCUCUAAGUGGUGAAACCCAAGUAGAGAAGUUCGAGCUAAAGGUGGCCCUCAAUGCUUACCUAGGAGAACUAGUUUCUUCUCCAGUCAGGUCGUUAGCUGAAGUGAUCGCCUUCAAUACAAAAAAUCCUUCUUUGGAGAAAACAACUACAUAUGGUCAAGACUUUUUUAUAGGUGCUCAAAAGACAAGUGGAAACAUUGGGGCAGCAGAGAAAAAGGUGUAUGAGAAGCUGAAAAAACUUGAUGAUGACGGGUUUGUGAGUCUGAUGAAUAAAAACAAUUUGGAUGCAGUCGUGACUCCAGGGAGUCGGUUCUCAACAGUGCUUGCUAUUGGAGGACACCCAGGAAUCAACGUUCCAGCAGGAUUUCAACCGAAUGGAAUGCCUAUUGGAAUCACAUUUGGUGGACUAAGGGGUUCAGAACCAAAGCUCAUUGAGAUUUCUUAUGCUUUUGAACAGUUGACACUUGCUAGGAAACCUCCUUCCUAUGAAAUGUUAACAAAGACUCUAAACACAAUUGCCAACCAAGACGGUAUUACUAGCAGCGAUUCCUUAAUCGAAAUGAUCAUUUAGCUGAGUUUGUUUUGUAUGGUUUUAAGAAAAAAUAUGCUAGGCCAAAUAAGGUGAUUUAUUUGAAGCUUCUGCACUAUGUCUUCGAAUUAAGCGCGUAUGUUGAGAUUAGAGAUGUCUUUCUUUAUUUAUGAUCUUUCUCUUCUUAUUUUUAUGUUUUUCUUGGAGGUUAUGGUUUUAUGUCCCCCUCCUUGUUCUAUUUUCUUUU
Molecule: messenger RNA, 1855 nt
Organism: Papaver somniferum (opium poppy)
Lineage: Eukaryota; Viridiplantae; Streptophyta; Magnoliopsida; Ranunculales; Papaveraceae
Product: probable amidase At4g34880
Exons: 5
Coding region: 37-1650 (537 amino acids)
Source: RefSeq, a predicted model, not a curated record